Sabethes cyaneus is the source of this 1329-nucleotide messenger RNA. It is a transcript of the gene Zmynd10, whose product is annotated as zinc finger MYND domain-containing protein 10 homolog. The record is from RefSeq and is a predicted model, not a curated record. The coding region runs from base 1 to 1329 and encodes 442 amino acids. Gene Ontology annotation, biological process: outer dynein arm assembly; motile cilium assembly; inner dynein arm assembly. Lineage: Eukaryota; Metazoa; Arthropoda; Insecta; Diptera; Culicidae. Gene Ontology annotation, cellular component: centriolar satellite; cytoplasm. The transcript is spliced from 4 exons.
AUGUCCUUUCCAAACGUCGUGUUACCGGAAGAAAUUGAAUAUUUCGUGCAAAGUUUGCGCCAAUUCCAGGUUGCGGACAUAGGCAAUCAAAGUUGGUUUGAACAGUACGAAUACGUUUUGAAAUUAACACAGCAGGCAUGUAUCGAGGCAAGCACCGAACAAGAGGAAGUGGUCAAGGAACAGAUAGUCAUCGAGGCCAAACUUCCCGCGCUGGUACACGAAAUUUUCUCUGUCAGGAUUUGGAGGAAUAGAAUUCUACCAAAACUGGUAGACGGAAAUGACUUGAAGGCUUCCUUCGUUCCAUACAGUGUGCUUUAUUAUGAGAUGAACAUUGUUGCCUUACUGGAGACAAUUCUUUUUCACCGCAAUGGCUGUGAGACCUUGGGGGAUAGUAUCCUGGAUUUAAUUGAUUAUUGCACACAAGCUACUGGAUUACUAAUUGGCUUAGCGAACGAUGAGGGUACGCAACACGAUAGAGAAACGCAACGUAUGAAGGAAACAUCUCAAGAAGAGUUGGAUCGCCUUAAAAGAGACAUGCAUUUCAGAGUAGGAUUGAAAAGUAUAACUAUUCUUAACUACAUUGUUGAAAACUUAGCAUCGCUUCCAUUGAGUGUGAGUAAUCGAUUGAUCAAAACCCACGACGUCCCUUGUCUGAUUUCCAAUGUUUUGCACUAUAAACCAUGGUUGAGAAAACGUAAAGAUUUUGAGAAAUUCGUUAAUGAUCGCUGGGAAUCUGUUUUUGGUAGUGACGUUUUUAGAAUAGUUAAAAGUGAGGCCCAAGCUUGGAUGUGUCUUUUUGGUCUAUUGACCAACCAAACAAUAAUGAGCGAAUAUGAAAUCAACGAGUUUCGGCAAAGGGAAAUCGGUAAAUGCGUGGGUCUUUUGAAUGAACAAAUCUUGGACCAGAUCCCAGCACUUAUGCACCUAAAACAGGUUUUAUGUUCUAUUCAAAUGAAAGCUGGAUCUAAGACCGCCUAUCGCUCUAAUUUACUAUUAGAAGAGGUGCCAGAGAUCGAAAACAAUUUGAUGGCAAACGCAAAAACAUACGGCUGGAAAAAAAUUGUCGAAAAACAUAAAAAAAUAUUUGUAGACUUAACGCAGCAAGAAAUUACUGAACUUGCUAGGAGAUUGAACACGGCGUAUAACACUGAUCUACUGGAAAUGUCUGAAAAUAAAGUUGAAACUGGCGACAAAAAAUGUUCGACCUGCAAACAACCAGCUGAAAAGAAGUGUUCACGAUGCAGCGCCGUUUACUAUUGCUCGCGUGACUGUCAAGUUGCAGAUUGGCCGCGGCAUAAGGAUUUGUGUCAUCAGCUGAAAGCUCUUUAA